Molecule: messenger RNA, 2043 nt
Organism: Symbiodinium necroappetens
Lineage: Eukaryota; Dinophyceae; Suessiales; Symbiodiniaceae
Source: the annotation of a GenBank genome assembly
GCCGCCCAAGUCGAGGAAGCAGAGGAGGAGAAGGCCUGGCGGCAGCCUCCUGAAAUGGUGGAGGUUGGCAUCCUUACGGAAACCGAAGGCGAUUCGGUUCCUUCCCCUGGCCGCGAGGCGCUGCGAUUCCGCCUCGCCGAAGCUGAGGGCCGGCUGAUGGGCCACAUGGAUACCUCGGCCACCCAGUUGGAGUUCCUUGAGGCGCGGCUGCGCCGCGCCCUGGCGUCGAAGAACGACGUCAUCGACGAGCUCAAGGACGAGCUGGGGCGCCGGGAGGCGGAGAUCUUCGAAGCGCGGAGCAUCCUCGCCGGAUUGGCGACCGAGGUGGAGGAUGUGACCGAGGCGUUUUGCAUGGCCGAAGCGGUCCAGAAGCAAUGCUUGAGGUGGUCUAUACCUGAAGCUGCACAGAGAGCCGGGUGCUCCAAGAGGUUCGACUUGGGCUCAAGAGCCAUGAAAAUACAGAGGUUGUUGAGGCGUGGCGCUACGUACGCUUCACCCGUGCCUCAGGACGAGUAUUCGGGCAGCGAAGGUGGUAGCCUGGACCUGGACGUAGAAGAGGAGCUUCACCAGCGGAGCCUUGAUCCCUCGGAUCCCGAUGUCUACUUGGAUGCCUUCUUCGGGCCUUUGUUCUUCAAGCUAGAUCGGAUCCGCAAAGAAGGGUCGGCGAAACCUCGCUUCUCCGAUUACUGGCUCGUGAGCAUUUUCCUGCUGCUGAACGUUGGUGUUCAACUGACGAUUGCUCUGAAGAUCGCGCAAGUGGGACAGGAAACCUAUGGAUCCAUUGGCAAGAGCCUGAAUCGUGGCACCUGCUGGAGAAUAUCACAUCAUCCCGAGUUCAUCGGAGCCCUCUAUCCCGAGAAUCUUGGAGGCUUGCGUGACUCCUCGAAAAUUGACUUCGACUGCACCCAGCCGAUGCUGACCUUGUCAAUCUUCCCGGAGAGCUUGGAUACGAACCACGACGGCUUUUGGACCAUUGACGAGGUAGUGGCAAGGCAGGCGCAGCUUGCCAGCUUGGGGAGCAAAAUGGCCGCGGGCAUGAAUAAGACCAUGCUUCGCAUGGCGAAGUAUGAUGAGACGAAUCGCCCAGGCUCACGCAGCACGACUACGAGGCCUGUCAAGCUGGACAUGGAGUUCUUCAAGUUCUACAAAGGAAAGAUCCAGGUCUGCGUGGCCAACGACAAAAACUUGUGUGGAAACCUCGAAGCUUCGAAGCAGCUGCCUAAGAUGCUGGGAGGCGAUGCCCUUGAGGAUGAGGAUCGUGUGGCUGAGUGCGAGGACCUUAUGAGCACUUUCUGUCCGAAAUUCUUCGGAUCGAAUUAUCAGUGGAUCAGCUACGAGACAUCACAGCUCUGUGGCGAGCCUGAGUUUCACCGGGUAGGGGACGUGAACAAGGUAACCUACCAGUCGGUUACGACCUACAAGGGCGAUUCUGAUUCGAUUCUCGGUCACAUCUUCGUCACCUUCUUGGUCUUGAUGCUCUUCGUCUGGAUUAUGCUGAUGCUGAGUGAAUUCCGGAGCAUCUUCAACCUUUUCCAUGUACUUUGGUAUAUGCCCUCGACGAGCGACUCUGACGCAUGCUUUGCAACUGGAGACGAGACCUUCGCAGUCUCCAAGUUGCCAACCUUCCACAAAGUCUUCUCCUUGUUGUUCAUUGCCCUGCCACGGCUCGUGAUCGCGGUGGUGGUCUUGUGCGUGGGCGCAAACUUCCUGGCAAUCACCAACAACUUGCAGGACCUGGUGCUUAAUAGCACUGCUUUGGGGUUCCUCAUUGAGGUGGACAACAUGAUCCACAGUUCCUUGCUGGGCCAAAGCUUCGAGAUUCUCGUGAUGCACCGCUUCGAGGCCGUCUCAGCGCCGAGCCGCGAGCGCGGGGUGGUGCAGUCUUUUGGGGCCUUGGUCGUGUCUCUCCUUGCCACGGGCUGCUUCAUUGCUUACAUCUACUACCAGCCAUUCGGAUUGCAAGCGGUGGGCUUUGGUGUGCAAUGCCUGUGCCACCUGGAGGGUAACUGCUAUGCCCAGCGGCUGCUUCCAGAAGUGGGUUAG